Molecule: messenger RNA, 2361 nt
Organism: Bolinopsis microptera
Lineage: Eukaryota; Metazoa; Ctenophora; Tentaculata; Lobata; Bolinopsidae
Product: dTDP-D-glucose 4,6-dehydratase-like
Exons: 8
Coding region: 50-1141 (363 amino acids)
Source: RefSeq, a predicted model, not a curated record
AGUUUUAAACUAUUUUCACAACUACAAUUAAAUACAUUUAUUGAGGAUAAUGUCGUAUCUGAUUCUGGGUGGCUGUGGGUUUAUCGGCAGGAACUUAGUAUCCCACUUACUGGACAAUGAACUUGCUGAAACUAUUGUUGUCAUCGACAAGAUUCCACCAGCGAUGGCGUGGUUGAGCGCAAAACACAAAACAGCGUUUGAGGACAGCAAAGUUACGUUCAAGUCGAUAAAUUUACUGUCUCGCAUGAAUAUUGACAAGAUCAAAGAACUGGGGGUUACGUUUGACUACUGCGUUAACUUGGCUGCAGAAACCAAACUUGGCUUGUCUAAGGAGAUAUACGAGGAACGGGUCACAAAGCUGGCGCAGAACUGUGCUCUCUUUGCAAAGGAUCAGCAAGUUAAGCUUUAUGUGGAACUUUCAUCGGCACAAGUGUACGGAUCAAGUGGAAAAACUUCCAAGGAAGAUUCAAAAACUAAUCCGAAGUACGAUUUUGAGAGUUGUAAGCUGAAGGCUGAGGAGGAAGUAGCUAAAGUUGCUGGUCUGAAUCACGUAAUCCUGAGAGCUGGCAUGGUGUACGGACCCGGAGACAGACUUGGCUACAUAACCUCUCAACUCGUCAUCGCUUCAAUAUAUAGCCACCUGGGGGAGACCAUGAAGCUAAUCUGGAACAAGAACAUGUAUGUGAACACAGUACACGUUGAGGACCUGUGUCAUGCUGUGACCCAUCUUAUUAAGGAUGGUAUUCCAGGAGAAACCUACAACGUGGUUGAUAUGGGAGACACGAUCCUUGACGGUAUCUGUGUGCACGUGGGUAACAUAUUCGACAUAAAGUACGAGUACAUCUCCUCGUUCACGUCCAUGUUAGCGUCCAUAUCUCUAAAGGACGUGGCUGAGGACGUUAACGAGAAGCAUUUGUCACCCUGGUCGGAGAUGUGCAGCAAGGCGGGUAUCUCCAACACGCCUCUCUCUCCCUUUAUCUACUCCUCCCAGUUGGAGACCCUCAACAUUCGGGCCUGUAAUCACAAACUCCUAGCUACUGGCUUCCAGUUCAAGAGACCUGGGGUCACGGAGGAGAAUAUAAGGGAUGUGCUGGAGGACUGUGUUAAGAUUGGGAUCUUCCCUAAAACUAAUGUCAAGUAGUAGGACAGGUGGUGAGAUUUGUGCAUGUUGUGAUUGAUUUUAGAGUGGUAUUCCAAAUAUGCGAUGAUAUGUUACAGGGCCAUGGUCUGCAUGAGGGCUUGCUUGCUAGUUAAACACGCUUGUUAAUAUAAUAAUUUGUAGGAAAACUAAUUUGUUAUAUGUUAUAGAUUAUGUGGAUUGUGGAUAAUGUUUAAGAUUGAAAGAUGGCCGAGUGCAUUUGCAGAGGACGUUCAACCCAAGCAUAAUUGUUCCUUUAAAGUAGACUGAUCUUGUAUGAUGUAUAAUCAAAGUGCAAUUUUGGUUUGUGACAGGGAUUGCCAGCUGAGCUGUUGGUUAAAAAGCCAAAUAACAUAUUUCUUGGCAAUCGUCGUAGAAUAAAAUAUCUGGCCGACCAGAUUCGAAUAGUCAACAAAUGCUAAGCAGCUAGAGCUCCCUUACCUACCACAUUUACUGAACUCCGAGCUGACACCCCACUUUAAUUCGUCUGAUGUGGCCCAUCUCGGUUCUGUUUCAAUCUACUAAAUAUCGUGUAGCUGAUUUUCUUAUAUUUGCUUAUUUUUGGUUUUGUGUGUCAGAGGGUACGAUAUUUUUCUAAUAUCAGCGAAAUUUCGCCCAAACAUUAAACUUAAAUCAAAUUGAGGUUCGAUUUUCCAGAACUACAACAACCGUCUUUAAAGUGAUAAGGUGUGAGUAGCUGGAUUUAUAUUUUUGUACUAUUAAUUGUAUUUGUGUGAUCAGGGUCCCAUUUGUUGGCACAGUACAUUUAUAUUUUUAUACUUGAGAGAAAAAUGAACAUCGACAAUUUAAAAGCUAAUUAUUGUACAAAUAUUAUAUUUGAUAUUAUGUAAUUAGUUCUUUGAAUGAGACAUUAUUAAGUUAUCUAAUAUAAUAUAAUAUAAUAGCCAAGUAGUAGCCACCGUGGCCGAAGCUUCUACUAGAACUUAUUUUAGUCUGCAUGCAUGAUUUUCGAUUGAUCCAAAAUUUUCACACGCAUGCAGAAUAAUCACAUAUGGUUGGAUUUUCAUAUCAGUUAUCGUUUAUCAGUUAUCACAUUCAGAAUACACGUAUUCAACCUCUUUUGUAUCAGAAAUUAUUGGGCUUCCCAUUUUUAUUUUCAAUCUUUGUGCUGGAUUAUUCUCAUUUUUGCUAUUACAUAUUAUAUGGUAGCUUAUAGCCAGGGAGUUUGCUGUAAUUUGUAUUUGAUUUUACAAAACUUUAUG